ACGACCGAGCAAUGGCGCUCACCGCCGUCCUACCUUCAUAUACCUAGCAGUGUCUCUGCAUAGAAAGAUAAAAGGUAGGAGGAGGCGCAGUGCGUGGUGGGAUUAUUUGUGAGGAGAUAUUGGAGUUAUUAUAUAUAUAUAUAUAGGUAGACGAUAGAUAGACAGCUAGAUCUAUAUAACCAUGGUGGAUGGGUUCCGAUGGAUCAGACCGGGCUCUUUCGUCCUGUACUUGGUCUUCUUCUUCCUGUCCGCAGCCCUGUCGGAGGCCAAUAUCGGCGACUUCGAUGAAUACUGGCAGCAGCGCAAGCUCAUGGCCGACGCCGCGGCUGAGGCCACGUACAAGCAUGACCCGGUCGAGGUCGCCAACCAACUUAACCGUGCAGUCCACAGAUCCGUCGAGAAGGAGGACAUUGGCACGAGGCGGGAGAUGAUGGGGACGACGACGAGGAAGUCUAAGUUCAGCGGGCCGUGCAGGGCGACGAACCCGAUCGACCGGUGCUGGCGGUGCCGGCAGGACUGGGCGACGGACCGGAAGCGCCUGGCGCGGUGCGCCAAGGGGUUCGGGCGCAACACCACCGGCGGGCUGGCCGGCAAGUUCUACGUGGUGACGGACGGCACCGACGACGACGUGGUGAACCCGCGCCCCGGCACGCUCCGGUGGGGCGUCAUCCAGAUCGAGCCGCUGUGGAUCACCUUCGCCAAGACCAUGAUCAUCACGCUUAAGGAGGAGCUCAUCAUCCGCGGCGACAAGACCAUUGACGGCCGCGGCGUGCAGGUGCGCAUCACCAACGGCGCGCAGCUCACGUUGCAGUUCGUCAACAACGUCAUCAUCCACAACAUCCACAUCAACGACAUCGUCUCCUCCAACAAGGACGGCGGCUACGUCCGCGACUCGCCGGACCACUUCGGCUGGCGCACCGUCUCCGACGGCGACGGCAUCACCGUCUUCGGCUCCACCAACGUGUGGCUGGACCACCUCUCCCUCUCCAACUGCCAGGACGGCCUCAUCGACGUCAUCGCCAAGUCCACCGGCGUCACCAUCUCCAACUGCCACCUCACCAACCACAACGAUGUCAUGCUCUUCAGCUCCAGCGACAAGCAUCCCGAGGACCAGAUCAUGCAGAUCACUGUCGCCUUCAACCACUUCGGCAGAGGCCUCGUGCAGAGGAUGCCAAGGUGCCGCUGGGGCUUCUUCCACGUGGUCAACAACGACUACACGCACUGGCUCAUGUACGCCAUCGGCGGCAGCAAGGCCCCCACCAUCAUCAGCCAGGGCAACCGCUACAUCGCGCCGCCCAACCUUGCCGCGAAGCAGGUCACCAAGCAGCAUGACACGCCGGAGUCGGUGUGGAAAAACUGGGUGUGGCACUCCGAGAACGACCUCUUCAUGGAAGGCGCCUACUUCACCGUCACCGGCGGCCAGAUCAACAGGCAGUUCAACAAGAAGGACCUCAUCAAGCCCAGGAACGGGUCCUACGUCACCAGGCUCACGCGCUACGCCGGCUCCCUCGCCUGCACGCCCGGCAAGCCCUGCUAGAUCAAGCCACCAGCGAGGACGGCCGACGACCAGAGGCAGACCAUGCAUUCGCCGGCUCGCCAUGUAAGAAACAGGGGAGUUGAAAGUGCGACACACCAGAGAACGUGUCUGUGUAUACUGUGUAAAGGUCCUAAAGGAAAGAGAAGAUGCACAUAUUCAAAGCCUCGGAACUAAUUGCUCUGUUGUCCACUAUGUUAUCCAAGUAUAUAUUUGUUC
Molecule: messenger RNA, 1753 nt
Organism: Zea mays
Lineage: Eukaryota; Viridiplantae; Streptophyta; Magnoliopsida; Poales; Poaceae
Product: pectate lyase
Molecular function (GO): pectate lyase activity
Source: RefSeq, marked provisional